This is a messenger RNA of Ostertagia ostertagi, 288 nucleotides long. The record is from the annotation of a GenBank genome assembly. NCBI's taxonomy places the organism in Eukaryota, Metazoa, Nematoda, Chromadorea, Rhabditida, Trichostrongylidae.
AUGGACGACAACAUCAACUACUACACUUCGUAUAACGCUCGAUCAAGAAGGGAACUGAAGACAUACCGUGAAUUCUUUUCGAAUCGGGGAGAACCGAGCGUUAUCUACGCUUUUAUCUAUGCCAAGGAUGGACAUGAUCUGCUGAAAGCGUCGCACUUGAACGAAACGGUGCAGGUUCUCGAAAAAAUAUCGCAGGAUUUCUACUUGCGGACUUCAAAAGGCAACAAAAGCUUUGAGCAAUUUUGUGAGGGAUUUUGUACUCUCAACGAUCAGCUUCUCUACUUCUAC